This is a messenger RNA of Didymodactylos carnosus, 1080 nucleotides long. The record is from the annotation of a GenBank genome assembly. Lineage: Eukaryota; Metazoa; Rotifera; Eurotatoria; Philodinida; Philodinidae.
AUGACGAGUAUACGAGGACGUUUUCUCUAUACAAAACAUGGCCUACUAUCAUGGGACAAAUGGUCUCCUGUCGACGGCGAAAUAUUUGCAAAAGACAGUGUACAUUAUCUUACCAUAAGAUCUAAAAAAGAUUCAAAUGAAGACGAUCGAAAUGGCAAAAAUCCCCGAAAGAUUAUUGUAAUUAGCGAUAUAACAGUAGUAAGAUAUAUUCUCAAUGACAAAACUAAAGAUGAACCUAGUUCAAUAUUAGAAAUAAAAUCCAGAGGUAAAAAAUAUCGGCUUGGAUUUGAUAAUGAUACAGAUUGUCACCAAUGGAGAUCUCAUCUCGAGGUAUUGUCUUUUCAACACAUAACAAAUAAAAGCGAUGGAGCAUAUGAAUCAAGUAUGGGUAUAGUAUUAUAUGCGUGUAGUAGAAUAAAAUAUCGGUGUUUGUAUUAUAGUAUAAAUCGUACUGAAUGGAUGCUUGAAUUGAGUCCAAAAGCUUAUAUUCAAGGCAAAUUAAGAUUUGAAUUGUGUUCAGACCUUGAGGCGCUUGCACUUUACACAAAAUUUAAAGGCAAUCUUGAAACUCUGGAAAGACAACGAUUUUAUCAGCCUUCCGUUCGUACAUCUCAAACAGUUUCUUCAACCACAAAUUCAUUACCUUCAUACGGAGAAAAAGUUAGAGUGGGGAGAUCCACGCGAACUAGUGUCAGAGAGCCACCAUCUACAAAUGGUACUAAUUAUUCACAGUCCCAUACAGAUUUAAGGUCGUAUGAUACUAAAGCCGCGCUUAAACAUCCAAGGAGACAGACACAAAGAGAUCACAUAUCACACAGGGCACAUACGCAAUCUUCAUUCGCAGUGCCAAUAUUUUAUCGAUUAGUAUACAAAUCGGCACUCCCCUACGUACUCAUUAUUGAAUGUAAAACAACGAUUAAUGUUGAAUUGAUUAAACAAUGUCAAAAUAACGAACAACUUUAUAUUGAACAAAUAUUGAAUAAGACAAGUGAAAAAGCAUUUAUAUUACAAUCAACAAAUAUUCAGUUUGACGAUGUAAAUGGACAUCGUCCGUACUAUGAAUCUAUUAUGUUGAAUUGA